Molecule: messenger RNA, 1942 nt
Organism: Camelina sativa (false flax)
Lineage: Eukaryota; Viridiplantae; Streptophyta; Magnoliopsida; Brassicales; Brassicaceae
Product: sterol 3-beta-glucosyltransferase UGT80A2
Molecular function (GO): UDP-glycosyltransferase activity
Source: RefSeq, a predicted model, not a curated record
UCUGAACUCUAAAAUUACCGGUUCGAGUAGAUUGAAUUUGACUCUUGUGCCCGUAUUUGAAAUGCGUUUACUGAAUGUCUCUAAAACGCGAUUGAAGGUUUCAAACGCACUUCACUGGAUGAUGUGUAUUUAGGCUGCGGUGAACAGUUCAUCGAAGCAAGAGUACCAUGGAGGAGGAAGCAAAGAGUAGGAAAGCCAUCGCUCUCUUCAUAGCUUUCGGUACCAAAGGCGAUGUCUACCCUCUCGCUGCCAUUGCCGCAGCUUUCGCUCGUAAUCAGCAACAUUACUCUGUGGUUUUGAUGUCACAUUCGGCUCAUGAGAACUUAAGCUCCCACCUUAUCAAAGCGAAAGUUUCAUUCUUUCCUAUCACUUCUCCUCCUGCUCUGUCUAGUGACUCUCUGGGUACUCAAAACGCCACAGACUCGCUGAGGACAAUCUUUUUGGAGGAGAAAGAAAGGAUAAAAAGGGAACACAGACAAGAGUGUCUCUCUGCAUUCCGAAGCAUUUUUGGAAAGGGUCCUUGUAUGGAGGGUGAUUUCGUUGUCAUCAAUUUCUUUGCAUUGGAAGGAUGGAGCCUAGCAGAACUUUUUCAGAUUCGUUGUGUGGUGGCUGCUCCUUAUGUUGUUCCGUAUAGUCCACCAACAGGCUUUGAAAGACAGUUUAGAAAGGAACUCCCAGAUUUGUACAAGUACUUGAAAGAAGCCCCCAUUGGCAAGGUUAGCUGGAGUGAUGUAACUCAUUGGAUGUGGCCUCUUUUUACUGAAGAAUGGGGAUCAUGGCGAUACGAGGAACUCAACCUAAGUUGUUAUCCUUUUGCAGAUCCAGUAACAGACCUUCCAAUUUGGCAUUACCGGCCGCCAUCUCCCUUGGUCUUGUAUGGUUUCAGCAAAGAAAUCGUUGAAUGGCCUGAUUACUGGCCGUUGAGCGUUCGAGUCUGUGGUUUUUGGUUUCUGCCCAAUGAAUGGCAAUUUUCAUGCAAUAAGUGUGGAGACAAUCCUUCUGCAGGGCGCCUGGAAACAGACGAUUCUCAUAAAUGCUCAAACCACACUGAGUUGUAUACUUUUAUAUCGUCUUUUGAGCCAGCUCUACCUAUCUUUGUAGGGCUAAGCUCUAUUGGAAGCAUGGGUUUUGUAAGGGAUCCCCUAGCCUUUCUUCGAGUUCUUCAAUCUGUUAUCCAGAUAACUGGUUACAGAUUUAUCAUUUUCACAGCGGGUUAUGGACCUUUAGAUGCAGCAAUUUGGACCAUUGCUAAUGGAUCAGAUACAAGUGAGAAACAAUCUUUACAUGCGGGAAUCUCUAUUUUCGACGGAAAACUUUUCUGCUUCUCUGGUAUGGUGCCAUACAAUUGGCUGUUUCGAAGAUGCGCUGCUGCUAUUCAUCAUGGUGGCAGUGGUUCUGUUGCUGCAGCAUUACAGGCUGGUCUCCCGCAGAUCAUAUGCCCAUUUAUGCUGGAUCAGUUCUAUUGGGCAGAAAAAAUGUAUUGGCUUGGGGUUGCUCCUCAGCCAUUAAAAAGAAACCACCUGCUUCUGGAGAAAACAAAUGAUGAGAACAUCAAGGAAGCUGCACAAGUGGUAGCAGAAGCCAUAUACGAUGCACUGUCAGCAAAAACUAGGGCUCGUGCCAUGGAAAUCGCGGAACUAUUAUCUCUUGAGGAUGGAGUCACAGAAGCUGUGAGAGUGCUAAGAGAAGAGGUGUGUGAAGUUUCGGGUAGCAACUAGCAACUGAAUAUAUUUGGAUUUGGAUGAGCAUAGUCAUAGAUAGAACAACGUAAAACCUUAUGUCAAAGUGAUGGUUGAUCAAUGCAUACUGAUUCUUUCUUCGCCACCAACCUUAAAAUAACGUCUUAACUUUCUCUUUCUACUAUUUGUGCUUCAUUUGAUGUACAUUGGAUCAAAAAUUGUAAGACGUUAACUUUCUCCCACGAAACAUUUUGUGCUUCCUA